Molecule: messenger RNA, 3779 nt
Organism: Cyprinodon tularosa
Lineage: Eukaryota; Metazoa; Chordata; Actinopteri; Cyprinodontiformes; Cyprinodontidae
Product: protein Wiz-like
Exons: 8
Coding region: 532-2880 (782 amino acids)
Biological process (GO): regulation of transcription by RNA polymerase II
Cellular component (GO): nucleus
Molecular function (GO): RNA polymerase II cis-regulatory region sequence-specific DNA binding; DNA-binding transcription factor activity, RNA polymerase II-specific
Source: RefSeq, a predicted model, not a curated record
UGCGCAGAGCAGUUAUAAUAAAGCUUGAGGGUGAUUUCUUUUCUCAGUUUCUCAUAUAUUAACGUAUUUACGGUGAAUGCUGAUGUGUAGAAUAUGUAGUUUAUGUGUGCUUUGCUUCAACGAGGCGCAAAGCCGUUAGCAUGUGCUAAACAUUUCAUUGUAGAGUGAAACAAAAGGCAACGGAGGUAGCUUAGGUUAGCUUUUAAUUGGAUAAUAUAAGUCGGGAUUUCACUUCGCUUUUUGCUUUGGUUUCAUCGGUUUUAAUAAUAUAAACGAAAUUCAUUUUUUUAACGAAUAAUAUUGCGGGUUGAUAGCUUAUUUGAAUCCAACAGCAUCUGAGACAUUUUUGAAUGGGCUCAUUUCACGCGAUAUUUUAGUUGUGUCGCGUUAUUUACCCUGUUUUCUCCAGUGUUUUCCUCAAUAAUAAUAAUAAUAACAAUACUGUAUCAUUCUGUGUCUUUUUAAACUAUUUUAGGCGCUCUGCGUUAAGACAACUCCCCGUUUUAUCAGGAAAAAAACCCUGUGUCAUCAAUGCAAAUGGACUCACAAGCGAACUCUGGACCGGUAGUGUGUGAGGUCUGUGGGGCCUACUUUGAGACACGACGCGGCCUUUCAAGCCACGCCCGCCUCCAUCUGCGUCAGCUCGGAGUGACAGUGUCAGAAAACAGCGGGGCGCCCAUAGAGCUGCUCUACCAGCUCAUUCAGGAGAAAGACGUCUCCCUUCCAAAGCUCACACCAGAUACUGCUGCAUCUCCUCCGCCGCCUCCUAAGAAAACAUCCCAGCAAGAGCCAAAGACUCCUGCAAAGCAGGAGGACGCACAAACGCCCUCCAAGACAGCGACAAAGGUCACGGCAGCUCAGGGAUCCCCACCCAAGCUGAAAGAAGCAGGGGCGUCUUUCUUCCCUUCCUCUCCUUCUUCUUCAAGACCGACUGAGGGCAGCAGCUCAUCGUCAGACCAAAAAACAAUUACCAAGCCGCUGUGGGCGCCGCUGGAAACAGAUGCUCCUAUUACUUUAGCUUCAGAAACGAACGAUGAGAUCCACGUCUGCCAGCUUUGCGGCUGCUGGUAUGAGACGCGUAAGGGCCUCUCCAGUCACGCUCGUGCUCAUCUCCGACAGAUCGGUAUCCGUGAGAGCGACAUCCAGGGGAGCCCAAUUGAGUUUCUCUAUCAGAUCAUGAAGGAGCAGGACUUUGAGCCAAUCAGCAAGUUGCGUCAGCAGGAGCUGAAAUCGGGUAGUCUCUCCAGUCCGUCCUCUAAACGUCCCUCUGAUUUCACCUCCCCUCCCGCGUCCCCUGCCAGCAAGCGGCCUAAAACAGCAGCGGACUGCACCUGCGUUCUCUGCGGGGAAACGUUUGAGAACAGAAAAGGCCUGGGCAGUCACGCACGCUCCCAUCUCAGACACAUGGGAGUGAGCGACUUGGUGGGGAAGAGCUCUGCAAUUGACACUGUGCAGGAGCUGGUCAGCAGCGGCGUUCUGGAACCGAUGCAUCUUCCAAAAACAGCCAGCUCCUCAGCAGCGCCGUCCCCAGCGCCGCCCUCUCCUGCAGCACCUGCUCCAUCUGCAGCUGCCAGCCAUCCCAGGACCUCUUUGCCACCCACAGGUCCCUCUCCCAGCCCUUCCACCAGCUCUCACUCCCCUCAGCCUCCAUUAAACAGGGCGCCGAAAGCUAAGAAGGGAUUCCGACUAGCUGUGGACCCGCUUCUUAGAAAACCAAAGCCUGAGCCUCUGGAGACGGAGAUUUCUGUUCCACCAAAGCCAUCCAACACCGACAGCACCUCUGUCAUCCAGAAGUCUCCUUCAGCUGCUGUUUCCAAACAGCCUCCUGACUCAGGCGAAGACCUGCGCCCUCCACCCACAGUCCUCUGUGACUUCUGUGGGCAGCUGUUCGACACCCGGAAGGCGCUCUCAUGCCACGUUCGUGCUCAUCUCCGCCAGCUCGGCCUCAACUGGUCCAUCAGGACAUCCCCAAUCGACCUUCUGAAAGAAGUCAUGCUGCGGCGCGAAGAAAGGAAAGAGUCAGUCCAGAGCGGGUCAUCAGCGGCGGGCAAGGCGUCGUGGGGUCUGCAAAGCUCCAAAAAGCCCCACAGGGAGAGUUUGUCAUUCAAAGAAGGAGCGUCCAACUCUUCAGCCAUGCCUGUCGAUUAUUCUAUGAAAGACAAAUCUCCACAUGGGAAACCUGCCGCUGCUAAUCUUGACACCACCUGUGAGCUCUGUGGAUUCGACUUUGAGAACCGCAAGGCGCUGGCCAGCCAUUGCCGGGCCCACCUCAGACAGCUGGGCCUGUACGAAUGGAAGGCGGAUGGCGCCACUUCACCGAUCGAAACCCUCAGUGAGCUGAUCCGAAAAGACCCAAACAAGGUGGCCCAAAUAACCAAACGCUACCGCUAUGGAGACCUUUACAUCAAAAAGUCCCAGAGAUCUGCUUCUUUGCCGUCAACAAAUUCGGACGCUGUGCAGAGCAGCACCCCUACGGCAUCUCUGCACCAUCAUGAGCACAAAGCAAGCAGGAAGGACCACAGCAACCACAUUGUCCGGACAGCCAGGGGGGUUCAUGCCCCACAACAUGGAGUGACUUCAGCAGAGGAAAAUCGCCACUCGCACUCUCGGCAGCCGUCACGGUCCGGCAGCAUCCCAGCUCUGCUACCAAAGCCUCCCCUGACCCCACUGGUCAAACUGGUUGGUAAAAUCUACUCCCUCAAAUGCAGAUUCUGUGAAGAAGUGUUUCAUGGACCCCUGUCUGUUCAAGAGGAGUGGAUCACCCACCUGCAGAAACACAUCCUGUCUCUGGGCUACAAGGGAAAAGAGGCUCCUCCUCUUCCUCAGCCUGCUGCAUCUGCUCCUCAUGCUGCUGCACUUGUCCAUCCAGUGGCCGUGUAGGCUAAUAAAUGCUCUCUAAAAAUGUUGUGAGUUUCCCGUUUCAAUCUAACCUUGUAGCAGUCAGAUUGUUAUGUGUAUAACUACAUUAUUUGAUUGUUUCCAGCUUGCAGGGCAAGGUUAGUUUUAAUCUCCCAAAAGAAAAACAAUGUCUUUGUCAAUAAAAUGUCCACAGCGGGGCAGGCAUGAGCAAUGUGAGAGAGGCAGCUCAGCCUUAUCUACUCAGGUAAAAUCCAGUUUUUGUACAGGUUCUGACCACUUCCUCCUCCCCCCCAUAAAAUGUGUCAAUCCCUUUUUUUAUUUGAGCAAAUGAAAUUUCGUGUUCUGUAUAUUUUCUAGUUUCUGGUCAAAAUCAAAUUUAUACAUUUUUUUUUUCCCCAAAAGAAAUUAAAUGAAAUUGUUCAGAUCAUUAUUAGGUGCAAGUAAAAAAUUCUUUUUUUUCUUUUUUUUUUUUUUCUUUUUUGGAAGAGGAACAUGUGAUGGCUUUGAAAAAUAACCCAAAACAUUUUCUUAGUAAAACAACAGUCCACCUCUUGGGUACAUUAGAGUAUAUUUUUAAGGUUUAACAGCAAAUCAUCCAGCUUUGUCAAGGUGUUGAUUUUUAUACAAUGUAAAUGCCUUGUAUAUUUCUUUUUAAAUUGAUGAUAUGUGUAAAAGAAGUAAUAUUAUGUCACAAGUUUAUUAUAGUUUUUACCAGCUUGGGUUAUUUCCAAACUCCAUGGGAUGUACAGGAUUUCAACAUUAACUUAUCCUGAGGCUUCAUUGUUAGGUUAUUAGCUGUCCUUUUCUACUGAGAUAUUUUUAAAUGGCUGUUAACAUUAGUCACGCUUAGAUUGGACAUAUCCUGGGUGUUUUCUAUUGAGUCUAUUUACCUGUAAAUAAAAUCAUGUCUACAUUCUUUC